Molecule: messenger RNA, 1101 nt
Organism: Trichomycterus rosablanca
Lineage: Eukaryota; Metazoa; Chordata; Actinopteri; Siluriformes; Trichomycteridae
Gene: tppp3
Product: tubulin polymerization-promoting protein family member 3
Exons: 4
Coding region: 121-654 (177 amino acids)
Biological process (GO): positive regulation of protein polymerization; microtubule bundle formation; microtubule polymerization
Cellular component (GO): microtubule
Molecular function (GO): tubulin binding
Source: RefSeq, a predicted model, not a curated record
AGGUGGUGUAAAGUUCUGUAUAUAUAAAGUUUUUUGCAGUACAUGGGUGGAAGUUCAUGUGUGUGUCCAUGUUAGUGGAGUAGCUGGUAGGAAGGAGCAGGGUGCCACAGCAUAGCCAGGAUGGCAGAGAGCACAGAUGUGGACCAGCUGCUUACCGCUUUUAAGAAGUUUGCUAUCCACGGAGACACCAAAGCAACAGGGAAGGAAAUGAAUGGGAAAAACUGGGCCAAGCUCUGUAAAGACUGCAAAGUGACUGAUGGCAAAAACGUCACGUCCACUGAUGUAGAUAUCGUCUUCAGUAAAGUCAGGGCAAAGACGUCACGGGUCAUCACUUACGAGGAGUUUCAGAAAGCUCUGGAAGAACUGGCGCCAAAGAGGUUCAAAGGUCAAAGCAAGGACGAAGCAAUCCAGGCCAUACACAAACUGAUUGACGGCAAAGAUCCUACCAAUGUUGGUGUAACGAAAGUGGCGAAGGGCGGGGCGAUGGUAAGACUGACGGACACUUCCAAGUACACAGGCUCUCACAAAGAGCGCUUCGAUGAGAGCGGCAAAGGCAAAGGAAAAAGCGGACGGGAGGAAAUCGUAGAGAACACUGGCUACGUAUCGGCCUACAAGAAUGCGGGGACCUACGACGAGAAGACCAAAGCCAAGUGAAGGUCAACAGGCCAGUAGAACACUCGAAGAAUCAAAAAGAGCUCCUUUACUAUCAGCACUUAGAUCUGGACCAAAGGCGAACUUGAACUUCGUCCAGUAAUUCAUGAUGGAAGCCAGUGAAUGUCAGGGAAUGAUGGAAGAGUCUGGCUCUGAGCUCUCAGGAUGCAGUUAAACAGACGCAUUGAUGUUUCAGGAUUUUUAGAUGCUCCAGAGAUUAGAUUUUACUUUUAACAUUCACACAUACACAAAAAAACUAAUUUUAGAUCAGAAUGUGUAAAUAGUUUCUAUAGUCUGACCCCUCUCGGCUUCUACUUAGUUGGUGGCUGCAGAGUAAGCAGGUCAUGAAGCACUGGCUGUUAAAUUAUUUACUCAAUAAUUCUGUUUAUUCUGUUACAGCUUUGCUUAAAGGUGUAUUUUACUAAAACAAUAAAAUGCCAAGAAAAACAA